AUGGCCGAGUACCGACUUCCCACCAAUGUCAAGCCCACCAAGUAUGCGAUCACAUUGCGUACUGAUCUCGAGAAGGAAGCGUUCUCUGGUGCUGUGCAGAUCAGUAUCGACUUCGUGAAGGCUGCAAAACAAAUCACGCUGAACGCAAUGAAGAAUCUCGUCCUGAGCAAUGAGUCGUUGACUGUCACCUCGAGCCCCGAUGCGUCUGGGUCCAUCAUCUUUGACGGAUCGUCGAAGGAAUAUGAUGAAGCCACGCAACGCGUCACUUAUAAACUACCUACCGAGCUACCUGCAGGAACAAAGGCUAUACUCAGCAUUGCGUUCGCUGCACCACUCACGGACAGUAUGCUCGGGUACUACAAGAGCUCUUCGCCCGUAGGUAUUUACACCCUGACUCACUUCGAGAGCACACAUGCGCGGCGCGCGAUACCAUGCUGGGACGAACCUCUGCUGAAGGCCGUGUUCUCCGUGACGAUGAUUUCGCGUGCGGGCACCGUCUCGCUCUCAAACACAUCUGCUCUCCCCAACACGCAACCAAACCCAUCUACCCUGGCCAAUUAUCUCCCUGCCAGCGUUGUCGAUGCACUCUACGAAGGCGUUGAUGCGGGAUCAUGGGUCACUACAACUUUCGAGGAUACACCACCCAUGUCGACCUAUCUCCUCAUCUUCGCCAAUGGCCAUUUCGAAUAUCGAGAGAGUAGCUAUACCAGCCCUAUCAGCGGCAAGACGAAGCCACUUCGAGUAUGGGCGACGAAAGAUAUUAUCAGUCAUACCCAGUAUGUUCUCGACGUGACUGCUCGCGCAGUACCAGUCUUCGAGAAAGUAUUCGAUGUGGAGUACCCAUUGUCCAAGCUCGACACACUCGUCGCGCAUGACUUCGAUAUCGGCGCCAUGGAGAAUUGGGGUCUUAUCACAGGUCGUACCUCUGCGAUGCUCGUUGAUACAAACAGCCAAGACCUCACUCGCCGCAUGCGCGUGGCAAGCACUCAGACUCACGAGAUCUCCCACAUGUGGUUCGGCGACAUCACAACGAUGGCAUGGUGGGAUAACCUGUACUUGAAAGAGGGUUUUGCGACCGUCAUGGGCGAAAGCAUCAUUCUCAAUCGACUCUUCCCUGAAUGGCGUCCCAACUCGCAAUUCAUCAACGAGAACUUGAACCAGGCCCUACGUCUCGACGCGAAACCUUCCUCGCAUCCGGUCGAAGUGCCAUUACCUGACCCGAACCAGAUCAACCAGAUCUUUGACUCCUUGUCGUACGCAAAGGGAGCGUCUGUGUUGCGCAUGUUGUCUGAAUACGUUGGCGAGGGGGACUUCCUCCAUGGCGUGAGCCUUUACCUCAAGAAGCAUAGCUACGGCAACACAGUCAGUGCGGACCUCUGGGAAGGAGUGGCACAAGCAACUGGGAAAGACAUCGGCGCGUUCAUGCACCACUGGGUUGCUUCCAUCGGCUUCCCAGUGCUUACAGUAACCGAGAACGAUGACGGGAAGAGUAUCUUGGUCCGUCAGGAUAGGUUCUUGGAGGACGGUAAACCAGAGGAGAAAGACAACCAGACCAUUUGGUCUGUCCCGCUCUCACUCAUAUCCUCCAAGGGCUCAGACCGCAGUGCUGUGCUCGACAAGCGCGAAGCUUCCUUUGAGGUUGAUAGCAGCAAGCCCUGGAAGCUAAACGGUGGAACCAUAGGCGUCUACCGCGUACUCUACACGCCCGAGCGUCUGCAGAAGAUUGCGGCUCAGGCUACCGCACCAGACAGCGUCUUUACCCUUGAAGACCGCAUCGGGCUUGUGCACGACGCGAUGGCAUUGGCCAAGUCUGGGCACUUGAAGCUGAGCGCCGCGCUCGCCCUUGUCAAGACCUGGGCAGGCGAGAGAGAGCAUCUCGUUUGGGAGGGCAUAUCCGACAAUCUCAGCUUUGUUGUGGGCACCUGGUGGGAGAAUGAACGCGUGCAAACACAACUGAGCGCCUUCCGCCGUACUUUGAUCGCACCAAUCGCGAAAAGACUGGGGAUCGACUAUGAACCCGGUGAAAGCCCUGACAUUACGCAGCUACGCAAGAUCGCUGUCGGUGAUGCUGCCGCGGCAGGCGAUGAAGCCCUGCUCGCCGAACUCAAGACGCGCUUCUCCAAGUACAUCGCGGGCGACGAGGGUGCUAUUCCUCCAGAUCUCCUUGCCAUUGCGUUCACUCAAGCUGUGAAGCAUGGCGGAAAGGAGGAGUAUGAAGGUGUGCUGAGAGUGUACGAGGCCGGGAAAGGACCAAGCGUGCACAUUGCUGCGAUACGUGCACUCGGCGCCACUCGGGACCCGGCUCUGCUGGAACAGACCCUAGACUUAAUCGGCUCAAAGUCUCGUAACCAAGACAUCGUCUACUUCUUCAGCGGACUGAACGCAAACUAUAAGGCGCGGCGCAGAGUUCGUGCCUACUUCGAGCAUGAAUAUGACUCGCUCAUCAAACGGCUCGAAGGAACAUCCGCCAUACGUAGCUUCAUCGGGUCGGUGUACUCGGUGUACAGCACCCAAGAAGAUCUCGAACAUGCAGAGGACUUCUUCAAGACGAAGGAUACAGCGUGGUUCAGUAUGGCACUCGCACAGGCCCUUGAUUCGAUCAAGGCUAGGAUCCGCUGGCUUGAGCGGUCAACGAAUGAUAUACAAGACUUCCUGGACGAGUGGGAAAAGAGCCCUUAG
Messenger RNA from Peniophora sp. CBMAI 1063, 2679 nucleotides. NCBI's taxonomy places the organism in Eukaryota, Fungi, Basidiomycota, Agaricomycetes, Russulales, Peniophoraceae. The record is from the annotation of a GenBank genome assembly.